Molecule: messenger RNA, 3279 nt
Organism: Orbilia oligospora ATCC 24927
Lineage: Eukaryota; Fungi; Ascomycota; Orbiliomycetes; Orbiliales; Orbiliaceae
Exons: 3
Coding region: 1-3279 (1092 amino acids)
Biological process (GO): nucleoside metabolic process
Molecular function (GO): catalytic activity; protein binding
Source: RefSeq, a predicted model, not a curated record
AUGUCGAAUAGAAAACGAAAUAUCGGCAGUGAUGGAGGAGUUAUGGCCCGCGAACCGAAGAGAGCGAAGGCAGACAGACAUCGUUCAGAGGAACUAGUUCCUGCUAGCGCACGCAACCCUACGGAAUAUACUGUUGGCUGGAUCUGCGCCAUACUAACCGAGUAUGUCGCUGCAAAAGCUUUUCUAGACGAAAACCGUGGAGAACCAGACUAUGUCCCCCCCAAUGACAACAACCAUUAUACAUUGGGCAGGGUUGGAAAACACAAUGUUGUAGUUGCGGUCUUGCCAGAUGGAGAAUAUGGUACAUCAUCCGCAGCAAGUGUUGCGACGGACAUGCUUCGUAGUUUUCCGAAUAUUAGAAUCGGCCUAAUGGUCGGCGUCGGCGGGGGUGCGCCUAGCUUAAAGCAUGAUAUUCGUUUAGGUGAUAUUGUGGUUAGCGUUGCUUCUGGAGACGGGAAGGCAGCUGUGCUUCAGUACGACUUUGGUAAAAAACUACAAGACCAGGAACUUCAGCCAACAAGGCACCUGGACAAUCCACCGACACUUCUGCGAACCGCAAUAACUGGGCUUAAGGCCCAAUAUGAGAUGGAAGGCCACCAAAUUGAACAGGCCAUCCAGGACGUUCUCGAGAAGAAUACAAAAUUGCAGCGGAAAUAUAAGCGGCCGGACCAAAGCAGCGAUAGAUUAUACCUACCCAAAAUAACCCACCACCCGGAGGACGAAUCAGACUGCGCAACCGUCUGUGGCGAUAAUCCUUCAGUAUUGGUACCACGGGACAAACGGGCUGACCACGAGGAGAACCCUGCAAUUCACUAUGGCCGGAUUGCUUCCGCAAACCAAUUAGUAAAAGACGCUACUUUCCGGGAUAGACUGGCGGCGAAAGAGGAUAUUCUCUGUUUUGAAAUGGAAGCGGCAGGAUUAAUGAACCAUUUUCCUUGUUUGAUUAUUCGCGGUGUAUGCGACUACUCAGAUUCCCACAAGAAUAAGGAAUGGCAAGGAUACGCGGCAAUGGCAGCGGCUGCAUACGCCAGGGACCUUCUCUACAAAAUUGCUCCUAAUAAGGUGGAGGUUGAGAAGAAGAUUCUUGAUAUUCUCCCUGCGGUUGAGGGAAGAGUAAACGAAAUCUAUACCAAUGUCCAAGGUGUGGGGGAUAAUGUCAAGCAUCUCAGAUCCCAGCAAAGGCAAAUAGAGCUAUACCGUUGGCUAUCGCCCCCAGAUCCUUCAGUAAACUACGACAAAGCUCUCCAGCAACGUCACAAAGCCACAGGCGGUUGGUUUCUAGGGGGUGACACUUUCAAGGAAUGGAAAACGCGACAAAGCUCCUUUCUGUGGCUUUACGGCAUCGCUGGCUGUGGUAAGACUAUUCUUAGCUCAGCUAUUAUCGAGGAUCUCUCGCCCUAUCGGCCUCUCUACUUUUUCUUCGACUUUAUUGAUGGAGACAAACAAACAUUUGAGAAAAUGAUUCGUACCCUUAUUGAUCAGCUCUGCAAUCGACAGGGGGAUUUUUCGCAACUAGACCGCCUUUAUUCCUCGUGCAAUGACGGACGCCAGCAACCAACCUGUCAGUCACUUUGCGAGACUUUCGUGCGCAUGGUGGGGUCGGUUGGGGAAAUUUGGCUCGUUUUAGAUGCGCUUGACGAAUGUAGCAAGGAAGAAAGGAAGAAAUUAUUAUCGUGGAUAGAAGGGCUUCUAAUGAACUCGGAGCAUGGGAACGUCCACCUUCUUGCGACAAGUCGGCAAGAAAGGGAUAUUGAAUCUGAAGUACUGAAGUUUACCCAUACCGACUAUAUGGUGCCCAUCCAGAGCGGUCUAGUUACCGAUGAUUUACGUGCAUACGUUCACUCGAGAGUCAGAGAGGGUGACGGCCUUAAGCGGUGGCGAUCGCGCCCGGAAAUUCAAAAUGAGAUUGAGACCGUACUUGGGGGAAAUGCAAAUGGGAUAUGGGCCGCAUGCCAGCUCGACGUUCUGGAAAACUGCCUCGACUAUUUUCAGGUCUGCAAAGCUCUCAACUCCCUCCCGAAAACUUUGGACGAAACCUACGAAAGAAUCUUGCGAAAAAUCCCUGAGGAACACGAGCAGCCUGCUAUCAGAAUACUUCAAUUUUUGACAUACUCUGAGAGGCCAUUAAGGAUCGAGGAGGCCGUUGACAUGAUCGCGGUAGAUAUCGAUACGGAAGGGGACUCAUACUUUGAUCCAAAAUACAGAAUGCCCGACCAUAGCGAGAUUUUGUGUUACUGUUCUAGUUUGGUGGUUGCGGUCACCAAAAAGGGAAAUUCGAACGACACGAAUAACAAAACUACAGAUCUCCAGUUGGCGCAUUUUUCAGUCAAGGAAUAUCUAACAUCAGACCGUGCUAUAGAUUAUAUAGCGCAGCACUUUCGGGAAGUCCAAGCUAAAGCAUCAAUGGCAAAAGUUUGUCUUGCGUAUUUGCUGCAUUUAGAUGUCGACCUCCCGACCAAGCCACUCACGGAGACCUUUCCUUUCGUACUGUAUUGUGCGAGGUAUUGGAUAAGAUUCGCCGCCGUAGCCGAAAACGAGAACCAAACAUUGCGAGAUUUCAUAAAAAGAUUUUUCGACACCAAAAGAUGCCUAUAUAGAAACUGCUACAAUCUUUAUAGCCCAGAUGGGCAUUGGAAAAGCGGAGAAUGGACGAGAGAGAAAAGAGUUUCGGCGUUAUACUACGCAUCAUUUGGAGGCCUGACAAAUACGGUGAACUACUUACUAAGUCAAGGCGCCGACGUUAACGCCCGAGAUGGAAAAUACGGUAAUGCGCUCCAGGGGGCGUCGUCCGAAGGCCAUGAAAAAACUGUCGAGCUGCUGCUGGGCGAAGGCGCAGACGUCAACGCCCAAGGCGGAGAAUAUGGUAAUGCGCUCCAGGCGGCAUCGUCCAGAGGCCAUGAAAAAACUGUCGAGCUACUGCUGGGUAAAGGCGCUGAAGUCAACGCCCAAGGUGGAUCCUACGGUAAUGCGCUCCAGGCGGCAUCGUUCGGAGGCCAUGAAAAAACUGUCAAGCUACUGCUGGGUAAAGGCGCUGAAGUCAACGCCCAAGGUGGAUUCUACGGCAAUGCGCUCCAGGCGGCAUCGUCCAGAGGCCAUGACAAAACUGUCGAGCUGCUGCUGCGCGAAGGCGCCGACGUCAACGCCCAAGGCGGAGAAUAUGGUAAUGCGCUCCAGGCGGCGUCGUCCAGAGGCCAUGACAAAACUGUCGAGCUGCUGCUGCGCGAAGGCGCCGACGUCAACGCUCAAGGUAGAAUCUCUCUUAAUUGGAUUGACAAGUAG